Messenger RNA from Lolium rigidum, 1498 nucleotides. RefSeq lists its product as uncharacterized. The coding region runs from base 116 to 955 and encodes 279 amino acids. The transcript is spliced from 7 exons. The record is from RefSeq and is a predicted model, not a curated record. Lineage: Eukaryota; Viridiplantae; Streptophyta; Magnoliopsida; Poales; Poaceae.
GCACAUUCGUCCCGGCGGCGCAGCGGGCCUAGAGAGGCUGGAGGCGCGCGCCUCUCAAUUUCCUCAGUUACCGCAACGGUAUCAGCAGCAAGGAGCCAAACCCGGCCACACCGGGAUGCUCCCCGCCCUCCUCGGCGGCUACCUCACCGCCUCCGCACCACCGCUCCCAACCCCAACCGCGACAGCAACCCCGGCCACACGCCUGCCCCCUGGCCUCAGGCGCUCCACCCGCCUCGUCGCCCGCCGGAGGGCUGGGGAAACUGUACACGCGACGGCAGCAGAAGAGGAGGAGCAGGAGUGGAAGGAGCUCCAGGAGGAGGGGCUCCCGAGGCGGGGGCAGUACGGCCAACAGGAUGACCACGACCGUGACCCCGAGAUCGGAGACAUUAUGGGGGACUACUUCGACGACCCCAAGAAGGCCCAGUCACGCAUGGAGGAGAGGAUAAAGAAGAAGCGACACAAGAUCGUGCAGGCCAAGACCGGCUCCGCCAAUCCCAUGAAGGUCGUCUUCAACAAGUUUGAUUUCUCUAAUUCUUUCAUAUGGUUCGAGUUCUACAAUGCUCUAUUGCCAAAAGAUGUGAAAUUAAUUUGUGAUACUCUGCGGUCGUGGCAUAUAGUUGGACGCCUUGGUGGGUGCAAUUCUAUGAAUAUGCAGUUAUCACAGUUGGAUCUAGAGUGUAAAAGACCAACUUAUGAUGCUCUUGAAGCAGCAAACGCUACUCCGACAUCCUUUUACAACAUUGGCGAUCUUGAGAUUCAAGAUAAUCUAGCACGUGUCUGGGUGGACAUUGGUAUUCAAGAUCCAUUGCUUCUGGAUAUCCUUCUUAACUCCUUAACCACCAUAAAUUCAGAUCAUCUGGGCAUUAAACAAGUUCGAUUUGGUGGGUCGGAGUUUGAGAGCUGGAACGACAGCUUGAAUACUGAAGAAGCUGGAUACAGUGUUCACAAGAUCUAGAAAAUCAGAGUCAUGCGAUUGUACAAGCGGCUACCUUUAUUUUUGACUCAAGUGGGAAUUCAACGAAUCACGAAUCAUGCCUCUGUAUCACACCACUGCCUAACAUGAAAGAUGAUGCCCACUUUUGUACAGAAACUAUGCCUGGAUUUUCUGGUCGCCACUUGAGCGAUUAUUCUACGGGACACCCAAGAACUCGAGCUGGACAUCUGCAAAAUGUUUGCAUGGUUACUCUGUGCUCCACUGCCCCUCCACCUGGAUCUGAUGAUUAAGCAUGGUCGUCGGCCGUACCCUAGCUUUGCAGUCAGCUACAUGUAUUUCUUCCCGUUGGCUGGAGCUUGAUUUCCACCUAUGCAAAUUUAGGUUAUUCACUAGGAAUGGUUAAUUUGGUCUUCAGUUUCUUACUAGAGGCUUGCUUUGGUAACUUAACUUUCGAACGGUCUGUAGGUAUCAUCAAACUUGUAACUUUGGGCAAAACAGGUCGUCCGGACAGCUUGGUGUCACACAUAUAGAAUAAAAUCCAUUUUGUGGCGCAAAUUUGUGUAA